UUCAUGUACAUAUAAAAAGAAGAGAUAUUGUGUGGUUAGUAUCAAAGAGAACCUCAACCUCGGCUGUCGAAUCACCAUUUCGGGGAUUUUUGAGCGAAUUCGUCUGCGCGUCAAGAUGAAUUCACUUGUUGGUUUUUAUGUUGUGGCGUUCCUGGCAUCGGCACAGGCUCAAGGAAGCACCACAAAAAUGGUCUCCUCCACCAUUGCUUUGACCACAACGACAACCACCCCACCGCCACGUCCCCACUCUUCAACCUCUAGUCCAAAUGUUUCUCCUACAAACACAGCGACAACCACCAUGACAACAACAGUCAAAACCUCCAUGACAACGAACAAGCCAACAACAGAAAGGACGUCCACAGUGACUACAAAUCCUACUACAGUAAAAACUUCCAUGGCAACAACUAAACCGACAACAGUCAAAACUUCCAUGUCGACAACCAAACAUACGACAGUCAAGACCACCAUGGCAACAACCAAUCCUACUACAGUCAAAACCUCCAUGGCAACAACCAUGCAUACGACAGCAAAGACUUCCAUGCCAACCACCAAACCAACAACAGACAGGACCUCCACGGUGACAACCAAGCCUACUACAGUCAAAACUUCCAUGGCGACAACCAAACUGACAACACAUGAGACUUCCAUGGUUACGAACAAAUCAACAACGGCUGAGACCUCCAUGCCGACAACCAAACAUACGACCGUCAAAACCUCCAUGGCGACAACCAAUCCUACCACAGUCAAGACCUCCAUGGCGACAACCAAUCCUACCACAGUCAAGACCUCCAUUGCAACAACCAAUCCUACUACAGUCAAAACCUCCAUGGCAACAACGAUGCACACGACAGCAAAUACUUCUAUGGCAACCACCAAACCGACAACAGUCAAAACCUCCACGACCCACAAAUCCACUAUAACACCGACACCUCCAACUACACCUGUCAAAAUGACGACACCCAACAGAGGAGGCGGAGCCUCAACAUCGCUGCUGUUGCUGUUGGCGUCAGUUUUUCUUAACGUAAUCUUCUCAUGAACAAAAAGACAUCCCCCCAUCCCGAAUGAUAUCUGAAACUCACUAGUACAUAUUAUAUUUACUCAUAGUGUCAUCAUGUCAGAAAAAAUCUGGAAUCGAUUUUACAUCAAAUCAAUGUUUGUUGUUGUUUUUUUAUUAAUAAAAAUAGGUCAUGACCAAGAAGCACUUCUAAAAUCAUUUACCAAAGUCAGUCACCUGUUACCUGCACCAAAUUUGGAAAAAUAUUCAAGAUGAUUUCACAUUUUACUUGAGAUUAAUCUUCAGAUCGACAAAUGGCCAGAAGAGCUUCUAAAUGGUCUCCGUUGAAAUGUUUCUGUUGGGGAGAAAAGGAGACACUUGUCAAAAUAAAAAAUAAUAAAAAUGAACGUUUAAAACAAAAAAAAGAUUACCGUAAUUUUCUGACAUAAGCCACCACCCACCAAAUUUGACACAAUAACAUUUGUUCAAACAUAAGCCGCACUGUACUAUAAACCACAGCUGUCCUCACUUUAUUAUGGUAUAUUUACACCAAAAGAUAU
Molecule: messenger RNA, 1554 nt
Organism: Corythoichthys intestinalis (scribbled pipefish)
Lineage: Eukaryota; Metazoa; Chordata; Actinopteri; Syngnathiformes; Syngnathidae
Product: mucin-2-like
Exons: 2
Coding region: 116-1036 (306 amino acids)
Source: RefSeq, a predicted model, not a curated record